AUGACGGGCAAAAACGGGAAGAUUCUUGUGUCGGACCUCCCGAUGAUGUACCCGAGUGACUGCCUGCGGUUUGAGAAGGAAGGCGGCGUGUGGGGGCAGCAGUGGCGCGUGCGCCGCAAACAACUCACAUUUGCCCUCACGGCAGCCACACUCUCAACUGUGGUGGGCUCCUACUACGUCGUGUCACGCCGCAACACCGGCUUCGUUCUCUUCAGCACCUUCUCCGGCUUUUCGGUCCUUGGCUUCUGCAUCGGCUCUGCGCUGGCCCCACUAGCGUACCCCAACGUGGCGAACAAUAAGGAGACAUCCAUGAUGCGCCGGGUGUGGUGGGCAAAGGAAUGCGCGAAAUACUGGGACUAUUCGCAGGUGCAGGAGGACACGUGGAAGGCAGAGUACCCGCAUGCGCAAAUCCCGCAAGGUGGAGGGCGGUGA
This is a messenger RNA of Trypanosoma grayi, 432 nucleotides long. RefSeq lists its product as hypothetical. Bases 1 to 432 code for a protein of 143 amino acids. Lineage: Eukaryota; Euglenozoa; Kinetoplastea; Trypanosomatida; Trypanosomatidae. The transcript has a single exon. The record is from RefSeq and is a predicted model, not a curated record.